This is a messenger RNA of Nematolebias whitei (Rio pearlfish), 4436 nucleotides long. RefSeq lists its product as uncharacterized. NCBI's taxonomy places the organism in Eukaryota, Metazoa, Chordata, Actinopteri, Cyprinodontiformes, Rivulidae. Bases 543 to 3410 code for a protein of 955 amino acids. The record is from RefSeq and is a predicted model, not a curated record. The transcript has 7 exons. Gene Ontology annotation, molecular function: DNA-binding transcription factor activity, RNA polymerase II-specific; RNA polymerase II cis-regulatory region sequence-specific DNA binding; protein binding. Gene Ontology annotation, biological process: regulation of transcription by RNA polymerase II.
UCCCGUUCCCUGGAUUCCAUGGAAGACGGGCUGUCGGCGGGACACUGACGGUGAAGCCUGUUUACGUGGUCCUCUAGUGACUUUUCCAUCACUUGUCGUGUAGUUGGCGCGAUACUCUGCUGCCCGCGUUUAUUGUACACACUUGAAUGUACGAGUCGAGCAUGUUGUAUUAUUUGUUAUAGCUCGUGAAAAUGGAGAAAUGCGUUUCGGGACAGGAAGUGUGACUCUGCUGACAUGUUUGCCACAGUGUUUAUGAGAAGUGAUGCUCGCGUUCAGUUUCAUUAUCGGAGCCCACAGUAAGUUUAUGUAAGAUGGGAAAUCUUAGUCAACUUGUGAUUCUGUCGUUUUGAUUUGGUUAAGACAUCAGGGAGUCGCGGGCUGGGUGGUGCUGUCAGUAGUAGUACAUCCUGGUGGACUUUGUGUCGGGUCGGUGGGUAAAGUUUGGCUCCCCUCCUGGGUGGGGAGGGAUUACCAGUUCGAACGAAAGGGCUUCCAUCUCAGACCAGUCAUAGUUGCAUCUUCAGUACAAAACCAGUGGGGAAAUGGCCAAAGACUGCACGCGCGUCAACGAGCGUUACGCAUGCGUGGAGACGUUUUGUGCGUCGAGCUCCUGUGGGGAUGGACCCCACGCAGGGUGGUCGUCAAACUUCGAGGUGAUGGAUGGAUUGCUGUACCGCAAGAAGCUGGAGAGGGGCUUCAUCAACUACCGGGAGGUUUUGAACGUGGACCGAAGACAUGAGGCCAUCUCCACCUUCCACAGGAGGAGACCUGGUCAGCGCCACCUGUCCCUGGAGGAGACCUAUAAAUGCGUGGCUGAAAACUACUGGUGGGAGGGAAUGUACUUCCAGAUCAGAGACUUUGUCCUCAGCUGUCCAGAAUGUCAGAGUCAGCGCAGUAAAAAGUCAGAGGAGUUUAAUGGGAGAAGAUGUGUCACAAAGACCAUGGCAUCACACGGCGCCGACAUGCUGAGCAAGCUAAGAAGUCAAAGGGAGGCGGGGCUUUUCUGUGACAUCACCCUGCAAACGACAGGGCAGUCGUUCUUGGCCCACAGAGCUGUUCUGGCAGCCGUCAGCGAUCACUUUCAAGAACUCUUCACUGAAAUGGACGCAAGCAAGAAAACAAACAUAGACCUCACGGGUUUUAGUGAGGAUAGUCUUCUGUCUCUGCUGGACUUCUCCUACUCCUCCACUCUUUGUGUUCAUCAGGAGAACCUACCAGAAGUCUGCGCUAUGGCUCGACACCUGGGCAUGUGGCCUGCAGUGGAAGCCUGCUCGGCUCUUCUCAAAGAACAGGAACAGCAGCGCCAUUCUGGCAAGCUCUUCACCUCACCCUGUGCUGGUUCAUGCUGUGAGCGUCAUCACAAAGCAAAUGAAGGGAUUUUAGAAUUGGACAACACUAAUGAAAGCUUUAGUUUAACGCUGGAUGCUUCAGAUGAGUCUAUACACGAAAGUCCCAGGCGUAAUUUGCGCAGACUGCCAAAACCCCAAGACCAAAACGGCCUCCCUCUAAGUCCUUCACAUAGGAUGAAGCUCAUGGAUUUUAAAUCCCCCUCAUCCAAAAAAGGUAACACACCCCGUCAUGGCAUAGCCACCUCUCAGUCACAGAAUUACUCACCCAUAUCUUCAUCAAGCCCCCGUCUUCUCCGCUCCUCUCCUGGUGCUGCCAGAGAGGUUCAGAGAUUGCUGCCCAUGCCAGAGACACCUCGAAGAUGCAAAAAAUCUCACUCUGUUACCCAGCUCUCAUGCACAUCCAGGUCGAGGCCAGGUACCACCUGUAGCACGGUGCGGGUCAAACAGGAAGUAGUAGAGGUUGGAGAGGAUGAAGAGGAUUAUGAAAGGGCACAGGAGAAGUACAAGCUUAUGAAUGUCCUUGGGCUUCAGAGGACUGCUCUGCUUCCUAGACCAGAGGAUCUUAUUGGCUGGAGGCAAAAGAAACGACUAAGAAAGUUGAAGGCCAACAACUACUCACUGACCAAGCGGCGAAAACCUCGUACGUCAUCCUUGGGACUAUCGUAUGAAGAUAUGACGCUGUCACUUCCUCUUUGUAACCCUGUCAACACUCGACUCCUCAAUAAGUCUGUCAAAACCAAGGCUUUGGUGUCAGCUAGUACGAAGCAGAUUCCUGCUAAGAGGCGAAAAAGUGUCCAUCAGCGUGUUCCUCCCACUGACAGAAGCUUGAGAAGCAAAGGGGUACUGCCAGACUUGUUCCAGCAAACAUCUAGGCCUGACUUUGGGGUGAGGGAACUCAGACGGUCUGUGAGGAAGGGUGAUGGUGCCUGCCGUCACACCCAGCAGCCUCUGAGGCGCAGCACCAAAAAUACCUUUCCGAGAAACGUAGUCAAAAUCAAAGCAGAACCAGCUGAAUACUCCCUGUCAUCAGAGAAUCACCUUGAUCACAUGCCUGCAGAUUCUCCACCUUCACGGAGGACAUCGUUCAGAAGAAAGGUCUCUGCAGACACGGUGAAAACACUGCAUUAUAACAGCAGCCGGUUGGUCACAAAAGCCAAACUCCGACGGAGCUCCACAAAAGACACAGAAAAGACGACACCUAUGAACCGAAGGAAGUGUCUGAAGGGAGUCCAUGCCACUAGACCAAAAGUGAAAGAUAACGAACCUGACGGGCUUCAGUUUUCAGAGCAUUCACCUCCACCGUCUAUUUAUAGUCAUAAUUUGUACAAAGCCAUUAAAGAGGAACCAGCUGAACCUGUGCCAGUUGGACAGUUCCCUGGUCCUCCCUCACCAGACCUGGGUAAACGUCAGAGCAAGCCCCCCAUCAAACUGUUGGACUCGGGAUUUCUGUUCAACUUCUGUCGACCAGUAGGGGGGCCUAUGGCAGCGCUGAAGAAAGAGGAGGAGAGUGUCGAUAUCUGCUUGACACGGUCUGUGUCACAGGUCAGAGAGAAAUUUGAGACUGAACAGUCUCCCCACAGGACACUGAGAGCCAGAGGGCCACCCAUCCUCCCUGUGGUGAAAAGGGAGAGAAGGGAGACCCAAGGCCGAACUCAAAGACCCAGGCAGAAGCCCCAAAAGACCAGUUUACUCCUGAACAAAUGUGCUGGGUCAAAGACUACCCAGACCACGCCAAAGAGACAAAGUAAAGUCAUUGCUGUGAGCAGCAGAAGCUGCAUCAUCCUGGAUGCUGUACAUCGAGCACGAUUAAAGCAACUUCGAGGGCCUCGCAGUCAAGCCCCCAAAGUUCCGAAGGCAGCCCACGCCUGUCUGCAGUGCUCAGCCACCUACAAGGACUGCGAUGCUCUAACUAUGCAUCAGCUAAGGCACGUCGAUGGAAAGCACUGGCCUUGUCCGCUCUGCAGCAAAACGUUCUUCAGACUGAGGAAUGUACGGAAUCACAUCCGCACCCACGACCCAAAGUUGUACAAAUGCCGGAGCUGCAUCGCUGCAGGUUCCUGAGGCAGCUGGAGGCACCGGAUCCUGAGUCUCAGACUGAGGCUGAAGGCCGUCAGUGACUCUCCACCAGCAAACGGUCUGAAGCCAGAGGCACAUGGCCAAUCUGAAGCUUGUACAUAUUCUGCGUCCCGUCACCUCGAAGCACAAGGAUCUGUGGAAAGGCAUAACGAGUUCAGAUUAUAAUUACUGCUAUUAUCAACGAUUUCUAAUAUUAUUAUUUAAAUAACCAAAUCAAGGUUGUUGUUCCUUUUUUUUUUUUUUGCUUCUCUGUUGCAGAAGGUUAAACUUGAACGUUACACUCAGGGGGGGGCGGGGUUAAAUGAUGCCAUGGCAUAAAAUGACUCGACACCACGGUUGUAUAAAGAAAACCCUGAAAUGUAAAGUGAUAUAAUUGUUACCGUUUUAUUUUUCUAUGUAUAGAUGAACGUUGAGUGCACUUAAAUGAUAGUAAAUGUUGUAAACCUAAGAAAUGAAAGAAGUUGAAGGUUUGGAGUUUGAGGUGGGAAUACUUGAAGUCUUGGAAGUGCUGGAGGAGGAAGAGGGGGCAAAGGUGGUGCACACUUGAUGUUGGAAAGGUGGGGGUUCAGAAAAGUGAGCUUGCCCUUCGUGGGUCUUUUUCCUUUCAUGUGGUAACUUUUAAAUGACGAGUCCUUUCAGAUCAGUCCUACUCCUCACCCAGGCAAUGAUCGGGUGAUUUGACGAGGGGGGUGGAGGGGCACGACGACACCACUGCAUGUAGUAUUUCUGCAGGCCAUUUAUAGUCCACUUUUCUAAGACUGGGUUCUUUUUUUAAAAGGGAAAUGUCUUGUUUUUAAUGUGAAUUUCCUAAUUUUAAUCGGGACAACUUUGUCACAGCAGAGGUUUUAUUCUCCUCUUCCUCUUCAGCGCAAGACGAGAUGAUCUCUCUCUGCUUAAAAUCUACUGAGUCGAUGCAAUGUGCACAUACAGAGAUGUUUAUGGAUUACAAAUGGGUUUUAGACAGAAAUGAGCUGUGUCUUGCCAUCUCUUAAAAAGAUUGAAUAAAUUUCU